Molecule: messenger RNA, 972 nt
Organism: Ziziphus jujuba (common jujube)
Lineage: Eukaryota; Viridiplantae; Streptophyta; Magnoliopsida; Rosales; Rhamnaceae
Product: disease resistance protein BAK6-like
Exons: 8
Coding region: 85-753 (222 amino acids)
Molecular function (GO): protein binding
Source: RefSeq, a predicted model, not a curated record
CUUCCCAUAAGGAAAAAGUACCUACAUUAUCAGAUUAAAGUUCUAUCUCAUUAUCUAGAUUCUUUUGCUUCAGUUUUUGCACUAAUGGCUUCCCGAGUUCUAGUUUAUUGUGCUUUUGCACUACUUGCUGCCGUUGCUUCGGUGAAUUGCAACAUUGAAGUGGAUGCUCUCAUUGCUUGGAAAAACAAGUUGGCCGAUCCGAACAACGUCCUGAAGAGUUGGGACCCAAAUUCAGCGGAUCCAAGCAAUUGGACACAUGUUACUGUGAACGACCAGAAAAACGUUACAAGGGUGGACCUUGGCCGCGCUAGACUGGCCGGACCUCUUGUCCCAGAGCUUGGAAACCUGACUUUCCUUGAAUAUUUUGUGGUAUUUGGCAAUAACAUUAAUGGAACCAUACCAAGUGAGAUUGGUCAUUUGAAGAAUCUCAUCCGCUUGGAGCUGCAACAAAAUAUACUUACAGGCCCCAUCCCAGAUUCUUUUGGGAACUUGACUGCCUUGAAGUUCUUGGACUUGUCCAACAACAAUCUCACUGGAUCCAUUCCAGUAUCUCUUGGCCAGUUGGCAUCUUUACAGACCUUGAAUUUGAACAAUAACAAUCUUACUGGCACCCUACCAAUUGAGGUUCUUGGGCUUGUCCGCUUGGCUGUAAUCAGGAUCAUAAACGUUUCUAACAACAAGUUGGAUGGGAGUGUACACAACUCUACUUCAGGAUUUGUUGUUACUUCAAUCGUACAAGAUCCAAAAGCCUAGAAGCAGUAGAGAUGGAGAUCAUGUGGCAUUUGCAUUUAGCAGCUUGAUACUAUUUAGGCGAUUUAAUUAAUAAAACUGGGAUUUCUAGGUCCCACUAUGCAUGUCAAUAAACCUACGGACCCGUGUUCGUGAUUUUCUGUUCUUUGUAUGUAUGUAAACAAAUAAAUAUUAUGUUCAGAUUUGUUAUACAGAUAAUAAUAAUUUUAUUUAUUUUUAAUA